Molecule: messenger RNA, 1724 nt
Organism: Perca fluviatilis (European perch)
Lineage: Eukaryota; Metazoa; Chordata; Actinopteri; Perciformes; Percidae
Gene: batf
Product: basic leucine zipper transcription factor, ATF-like
Exons: 3
Coding region: 566-1042 (158 amino acids)
Biological process (GO): regulation of transcription by RNA polymerase II
Cellular component (GO): nucleus
Molecular function (GO): DNA-binding transcription factor activity, RNA polymerase II-specific; RNA polymerase II cis-regulatory region sequence-specific DNA binding
Source: RefSeq, a predicted model, not a curated record
UGGUUAGUGGGCAGCAACACAGCCUAUCAAAGAGACUGUCUUUGUUGGCUAUUUUCACAGCUUUUCAGAAGUGUUUCCCAUGCACACAUGGACUGCAGGCAUGACUAUCCUUCCAGUGGACGCUUUUGAGAAUUGCAAAAUUAUCACUCGUCUAAGUCCUUUGUUUUAGCAAAUCUCAUCUCAAACUGUGAAUGAUUGGGGAGCUGUCAGGAACAGAGUGUGUGUUAAGUUGGUAGCCUACUGUACAUUUCUCUGCAUGUGAGUCUUGUUUCACAUGUGCCGCUUUCUUGCACAUUGGUGCUCUAGCACUGUGGAUAUAAAAUGGUUUUGUUAAAGAUGAAACAAGUUGGGAGCCUAACUUUAAGUGGAUAAAGCAAUCUGGCACUAUCAGUUGUUUUGGGGCUUUUCAGCAAUACUUUAAUGGACAAUCAGAAGACGUUAGAUAAUUAAUUUGUUAUCUCUUUGAUGUACAACUGACUCAGCAUUUUGAAAUGGAUUAGUUAUUACGAUACCAAGAAAAUUGAGUGUUCAGGACAUGAAACAGGGUGUGCGUUAAACCUAACCGAUGACUCAGCCACUCCCCGACCCUGCCCUUCACAUGAAGUGUAAAGUUAAGCCCAUCUUCUGUCAAACUGUCAUUAAAACGAACACCGCUUCCAUUUCACACAUAAACCCACCAGCAAGAGCCAACAGCAUAAACUACGACAGUCUGAUCUUCAACUUUUUUCAGAGCUCCUCAGAUGAUGCAAAGAAGGUGAUGCGGAGAGAGAAGAACCGGAUCGCUGCUCAGAAGAGCAGGAUGAGGCAAACUCAGAAAGCUGACAACCUGCACUUGGAGAGUGAGAACCUGGAGAAGGAGAACGCUGCCCUGAGGAAGGAGGUGAAGCAGCUGACAGAGGAGGCCAAGUAUCUGUCCUCUGUGCUGAGCAGCCACGAACCUCUGUGCACCGGCCUGGCUACUCAGACCCCCGAGCUCAUCUACCCUCCUCAUCACAGCAGCUACCACCACCAGCACAUCACUGUACCACACUACCAGCACUGACCUGACUGACUACCGAGGCAGCCGAGGACGUGCUGCAAACAGAUGACUGACCUCAAUGGAGAGAAAGACUGACCGGAGAUGUGUCUAUAAAUGUUAAUAAUUGUUCGAAACAUGAACAAUAACAUGACAGGCCAAUAUGUCUGCCAAACAAUGACAGUACGGACCCCAAGCUGUAACAAGCGGUGUUGAAAACUAUUUAUUUUGCUUGUGCUCAUCUGUUUGCUUUUACCUGAUUGACAUCAGUGAUCUGUAUGUGGACUUAAACGGCUCAAUGAGUAGAAUUAUCAACCAGUCUAUGUUUACAGCGGGAUAAGAAAAAAACAUCCUACUGUAUGUUCAGGUGACUCAGGUGAUACAGUAUUUUUGUAAAUUUUUAGUGUCAUAGAGCACCUUCGUCAUUCUGUCAUGUUUUGAGUUUCUCGUGAUUAUAACUGUGUUUCAGUGUGUAAAUGUCGAUCGAUAAUGCUCAGGAGAUUUUGACAGAUUUGAUUGUGGACAAAGAGAAUGUAUAAAGUCGAGAUCCUAAAAAAAAGGCUUCAAUGUACCAAAAAAGAAACGUCUGGCAGUGAAGAAUGGGCUUUCAAAGGGUCUUGACUUGUGUAUUAGUGAUGAUGCUGAUGUGGGAGAAGACCCAGCAAACGAUAUUUAUUAAAUAUGUUGCCUUUUAGGUACUCAUUUCUGA